Messenger RNA from Cuscuta epithymum, 2263 nucleotides. Lineage: Eukaryota; Viridiplantae; Streptophyta; Magnoliopsida; Solanales; Convolvulaceae. The record is from the annotation of a GenBank genome assembly.
AUACGGAGUUAUUCACCUCAUUCAGCAUUAACUUUUUUACAUCGUUUAAUGAUUUACUCUGAGGCGGUCGGUACCCUAGGCUUGGGGUUUUUCUUCUCCGGCGGCAACAUUCCGUUGUCCGGCUCGGUGUUUUGGCAGCUUCGGACUGAAUCCGAAGAGAUUAGGGGCGCAGUUCCGCACCGCAGCGCAAUCGGGUCUAAUUCUUGGGCUUCGGUAAACCAAAAGGAAGUGAUACAGGGCGAUUGCAGAAGUUUCGAUCCAGCACUCUGUCUCGCAACCAAAGCAAGCGUCUCUCUGGUAGUAGGGAAAUUCCAUGAGCAUACUCAGUUGGAAUUGCAGGGGGCUGGGCAAUGCAGCGACGGUCCAAAGUGUGGUGGAUAUUGUGCAGCAACACAGGCCGUCAAUACUCUUCUUGAUGGAGACGAAGGUGCGAUGUCAGCGGGCGAAGGAGGUCAUCCGAGCACAAGGUUUCAUACACAGUUGUGGAGCAGACAGUGCUGGACAGAGCGGGGGCUUGGUACUGGGAUGGACCGAUGAUAUUGAUAUCUCUGUGUUCGAUAUUCAGCCAACUUUUAUUGAUGCUAUGGUCAAGUUAACACCUGCUGAAAUUCCUUGGAGACUUACUUGCUACUACGGAUUCCCGGAGACUGUCAGAAAGCGAGAGGCCUGGGCACUUCUCCGAGACUUAGCAGACCGACAACAGGGUCCUUGGAUGGUGAUUGGGGACUUUAAUGAUAUUCUUUAUGAUUCGGAGAAGAAAGGCAGAAUCCAACAGCCACGAUGGAGGCUUCGGGGUUUUCAGGAAUGCGUUCUGGCCUGUGGUUUGCGUGACUUCCCGUUCUCGGGGUACCAAUGGACGUGGGGAAAAAGUUUAGGGAUGGCUUAUUGGGUGGAGGCAAAGCUUGACCGUAUAAUGGUCAAUGAUGAAUGGUGGAACAGGUUCAUGGCAGCUCAAGCUUCCUCGGUGGAAGCUCCUGUAAGUGAUAAUAUGGCCCUAAGCAUGUCUAUUAUGCCUACUAUUCAUGGGAGGAAGAAAAAGUCUUUCAAGUUUGAAAAUAAAUGGCUAAAAGAAGAGGAGUGUAGGACUGUGGUAGCUAGUAGUUGGUGCGCGGGAACCCACUUGACUGUACCCGAAAAAAUAUACUUUUGUGGCAAUGAACUACUCCGGUGGGAUGCUUGUAAGAAGAGGGGUUUCCGGCACCAAAUAAUAGCGUGUAAACGUAGAAUUGCCUGGCUUCGAGGGAGAGUGGACAGGAAUAGCAUAGCGGAAUUUCUUAGACAGAGAGCUACCCUUUAUGCUCUUAUGGAAAAGGAGAAUGAGUAUUGGAGACAGAGAGCUAAAGAGUUCUGGCUGAAGGAAGGAGAUAUCAACUCUAGAUACUUCCAUAAUGCGGUUAAACAGAGAAGGAGGAGGAAUAAAAUUGUGGGACUCAAGGCAGUAGGAGGGGAGUGGAUCACCGACCGCAAGAAAGUUGGGGAUAUGGUAACAGAUUAUUUUCUCACUAUUUUCCAGGCCCAACAAGGGGAGGAAAUACUCAGGGAAGUGGAUUUCAGGAAGCAAGUGAAGCCUAGUCAGAACACUAUAUUGCUUCGCCCUAUUAGCCCGGAAGAGGUGAAACGAGCAGUGUUUGAUAUGCAUCCCGAUAAGGCACCAGGGUCGGACGGAAUGAACCCGGCAUUUUUUCAAGCUUACUGGGAUAUUGUAGGACCGGAGGUGGCGCAACUGGUUUCAGGUAUUUUCGAAUCUGGCUCUUUGCCUAAGGAAUUAAAUGUUACAAACCUGGUUUUAAUUCCUAAUAAAGACAAGCCAGAAAAUAUGGGUGAUUGGAGGCCGAUAGCGCUGUGCAAUGUGGUUUACAAAAUUUUUUCAAAGGUUCUGGCAAACAGGCUUAAGCGUAUUCUUAAUGAUCUGGUGGAUGACAACCAAAGUGCCUUUAUUCCGGGACGAUCUAUCAUCAAUAAUGUGGUGGUGGCCUUCGAAACACAUCACUAUCUGAAACGUAAGAGUUCUGGUAAAGAGGGUUAUGUUGCUAUGAAAUUAGACAUGAGUAAAGCAUAUGACAGAGUCAGUUGGAGAUUUCUGGAGGCUUGAUAUGCACUAAUUAGUAGUGCACAAGUGUAUGUUUUUUACGUAUGAUUUGUGUGGUUUGUUUACCGUUUUAUUUAGUUUGUAAACAUUUGUGUGAUUUUAGUUGUAAUUGUAUUUUAAUCUUCAUUUGUAAGUUGUAAAGUAGAGUUAGGAAUUAGGGUGUUGAAAAGGAGG